AUGGGCAUUGCUAGGUUCCGAUCCGCCUUUGGGCGGUCGUUAAUGACCGCGGAGCCUGUUACUCCAGUCACCGUGAGCUCUGAUGACGAAUUCAAGGGCGACCGCAAGGGUGAGCCCACCGAGACUGUUGCGACAGUCAACGUGGACAACCCAGAAGUUCCAACGGAAGGCCUUCAGCAAGGUGUCAAAGAUGUCGAGGCUGUGACGUUGAGCUGGACGAAGGGCAUGCUAAUUGCGGUCUUUGUGAACAUCUGGUUCUUGUACUUCGUCAAUGCCAUGCAGGCCACGAUCAAUUACAGCUUGAUUGGCUAUGUCACCAGUGACUUCGAUAGCCAUUCUCUACUGAACGUCAUCUAUAUUGUCGCAAACGCCAUGUCAGCCGCAACGUACAUUCCUACCGCCAAAGUUCUGGAUGUUUGGGGUCGUGCCGAAGGUUUCCUGAUCAUGGCUACGUUCGCGACUCUCGGACUGGUUCUCAUGGCUGUGUGCCACAACCUUUCGACUUUCUGUGCUGCCUACGUCUUCUACAGCGUCGGGUUCGGAGGUAUGAUAUAUUGUAUUGAUGUCAUCACCUCCGAUAUCUCUAGGCUCAAGAACCGAGCUCUGGCGUACGCUUUCACCUCCUCGCCGUAUAUGAUUACAGCUUUCGCUGGUCCUAAGGCUGCCGAGGGCUUCUACGAGAAGAUCAGCUGGCGCUGGGCCUUCGGCGCGUUCUCCAUUAUCUUCCCCGUGGUUGCCUCCCCUCUCUACUUCAUCCUGAAGAGCCAGCUCAAGAAGGCCCAAAAGACUGGAGUCCUCGUCAAAGAGCCGAGUGGCCGGACUAUCUUGCAAAGCAUUUGGUUCUAUUCCAAGGAGUUUGAUUUGCUCGGUGUCAUUCUGUUCUCCGUUGGCCUUACGGUGUUUUUGCUUCCGUUCAGCAUCGCCUCUUUUGCUCCCAAGGGCUGGGGAUCCGGCUACAUCAUCGCCAUGAUCGUGAUCGGAUUUGUGAUGCUGGCAGUGUUCCUCGCUUGGGAGCUCCUCCUGGCGCCCACACCAAUGUUCAACUUUAGUCUGCUGACUGACCGAACCGUCGUCGGUGCAUUGUGUCUGAGCGCGACUUAUCAGCUUUCCUACUAUUGCUGGAACAACUACUACACAUCCUUUUUGCAGGUUGUGAACGAUCUCUCGAUUGCUGAGGCCGGAUACGUCAGCAACACCUUCGAUGUGGUCUCAGGCUUCCUUUUGCUCGGAACUGGUUUCAUUAUUCGCAAGACAGGACGCUUCAAGUGGCUUCUCUACAUUGCGGUUCCGCUCUACAUCUUCGCCCAAGGAUUGAUGAUCUAUUUCCGUCGUCCUAAUCAAUCCGUCGGUUAUCUUGUCAUGUGCCAGAUUUUCAUCUCUAUUGGUGGAUCCGUCUUCAUCCUCAUUCAGCAACUCGCUGUCUUGGCUGCCGCCGACCAUCAGCAUGUAGCUAGUGCGCUUGCUCUCGUGUACGUUGUGGGCACUGUCGGCCAUGCCGCCGGCUCUACCAUUUGUGCUGCAAUUUGGACCAAUACAUUCUACAAAGCCCUUCUAACCAGGCUUCCGGAAUCUGCUAUCGGAAACAUCGAUGCAAUUUACUCGGACCUGGGUACUCAGAUGUCGUAUCCCGUCGGUUCUCCUGCGAGACUGGCAAUCCAGGGAGCCUAUGCUUAUUCCCAGACACGAAUGCUUGCUGUUGGUGUUGGAUUUAUGGGUCUUUGCUUCUUCUGGACUCUCCUGAUCCGCAACAUCGAUCUGAAGAAGGUUCCUCAGGUCAAGGGUACCGUGUUCUAA
Messenger RNA from Penicillium bovifimosum, 1794 nucleotides. RefSeq names its product putative MFS siderophore iron transporter (gene mirD). Gene Ontology annotation, molecular function: transmembrane transporter activity. The coding region runs from base 1 to 1794 and encodes 597 amino acids. The record is from RefSeq and is a predicted model, not a curated record. Gene Ontology annotation, biological process: transmembrane transport. NCBI's taxonomy places the organism in Eukaryota, Fungi, Ascomycota, Eurotiomycetes, Eurotiales, Aspergillaceae. The transcript is spliced from 3 exons.